AUGCACGACUGGAUCUCCGACAACCUCCGUGCUUGCUCCGGUACGUAUCAGACAUGCAUCUGCGCGAUUCCGUUUCUAGCUAAGAAACAAGGUCUCGUUACAGUAACUUGCGAUCCAAGAAACCUCGAGCAUAUUCUCAAGAACCGGUUUGAUAAUUACCCUAAAGGUCCAACGUGGCAAGCCGUUUUCCAUGAUCUUUUAGGUCAAGGGAUCUUUAACUCCGAUGGUGACACGUGGCUUUUCCAGCGUAAAACCGCCGCUUUGGAGUUCACUACUAGGACUCUCCGUCAAGCCAUGGCUCGUUGGGUUAACCGAGCUAUCAAGCUUAGGUUUUUGCCGAUUCUUGAAACGGCUCGGCUCGAGUCUGAGCCGAUUGAUCUUCAAGAUUUGCUUCUUCGGCUUACGUUUGAUAAUAUAUGCGGCUUGACGUUCGGGAAAGACCCGCGGACUUGUGCCCCGGGUCUUCCAGUGAACACGUUCGCGGUGGCUUUCGAUCGAGCCACCGAGGCUUCGUUGCAACGGUUCAUAUUGCCGGAGAUUUUGUGGAAGUUCAAGAAACGGUUCUCUCUCGGCUUGGAGUUCAGCUUGAGCCGAAGCUUAGUCCAAGUAGACAAUUACUUGUCUGAGAUUAUUAAAACACGUAAGCAAGAUUUGAUGACUCAGCAUAACAACGAUGGGACCCACCACGACGAUCUUUUAUCACGGUUCAUCAAAAAGAAGGAAUCUUACUCCGACGAGAUCCUCCAACGCGUGGCACUCAAUUUCAUCUUAGCCGGUCGUGACACGUCAUCAGUCGCGUUAAGCUGGUUUUUCUGGUUGAUUACACAACACCCUACCGUAGAGGAUAAAAUCCUCCGCGAGAUCUGCACCGUUCUUAUCGAGACACGUGGCGAUGACAUUGCAACGUGGACGGACGAGCCGCUUUCCUGCGAGGAGCUUGACCGGUUGGUUUAUCUCAAGGCUGCUUUAUCGGAGACUCUGAGAUUAUACCCAUCGGUGCCGGAAGAUUCUAAACGCGCCGUGAAAGACGAUGUUUUACCGGACGGAACUUUUGUACCGGCGGGAUCAUCGGUUACGUACUCGAUUUACUCGGCGGGGAGAAUGAGAUCGACUUGGGGAGAUGAUUGUUUGGAGUUUAAACCGGAGAGAUGGAUCUCGGAAUCGGACGGUGGUAUUAGAUUCAUCAAUCACGAUCCGUUCAAAUUCGUUGCGUUUAAUGCUGGCCCUAGGAUCUGUUUGGGUAAAGAUCUGGCUUAUCUUCAAAUGAAAUCGAUAUCGGCGGCGGUUUUGCUUCGGCAUAGUUUGACGGUGGUGACGGGUCAUAAGGUUGAACAGAAGAUGUCGUUAACUCUGUUUAUGAAAUACGGUCUUUUGGUUAACGUUCAUAAACGGGAUUUAACGGCGAUCGCGGCGGAUGUACGUGAGAAGAGUGAUGGGAAAGUUAACGGCGUUAUAAGGUAG
This is a messenger RNA of Arabis nemorensis, 1461 nucleotides long. The record is from the annotation of a GenBank genome assembly. Lineage: Eukaryota; Viridiplantae; Streptophyta; Magnoliopsida; Brassicales; Brassicaceae.